CAGAAAAAAAAAACUACUUCGAAGAUGAGCUACAGAUCCACUACACUACUUCAGACCAGCAGAAGAUUAUUAGCAUGUUUAGAAGGUCGAUAUGCUCACAAGAACCCUCCCCAGUCAGGUGGUGUUCAGGAUAAAAGCAACAGGGAGGAGAAUGCCAGUGCUGGAUACGGUGGAACAGAUAGAAAUGUUGACGAAUCUACAAAGAAGCAUCACGAAAAGCAAGAAAGCAAAAUUGCCAAAGAAGGCAUGGAUUCAGAUCUUCCAAGAGGAUUAGAUAAUCACGGCAACAGUGAUGACGAUGCUCGCAAAGCUAUGCAUCAAAAUGUAAGAUAUGGAAAAGGACCAAUGAAGAAAGAUGAAGACAAGGGUGCUACUCACAUAACCCCGAACGAAACAAAGUGAUCCUUUCCUUUGAACGUUAUUAGAAUGAUAUUAGAUUUUGGUGUAGAUGAAAAGGGUAUUAUGACAGUUUUCGUGAGAUGGUUUUUUACCAGUAUUGACUGUAUAGUGUUGUUUCUUGGUUGACUUGUAAAUAAAAAUAC
Messenger RNA from Cylicocyclus nassatus, 542 nucleotides. The record is from the annotation of a GenBank genome assembly. NCBI's taxonomy places the organism in Eukaryota, Metazoa, Nematoda, Chromadorea, Rhabditida, Strongylidae.